Armigeres subalbatus is the source of this 2610-nucleotide messenger RNA. It is a transcript of the gene IFT46, whose product is annotated as intraflagellar transport protein 46 homolog. Gene Ontology annotation, cellular component: centrosome; motile cilium; intraciliary transport particle B. The coding region runs from base 1568 to 2560 and encodes 330 amino acids. NCBI's taxonomy places the organism in Eukaryota, Metazoa, Arthropoda, Insecta, Diptera, Culicidae. The transcript has 3 exons. The record is from RefSeq and is a predicted model, not a curated record. Gene Ontology annotation, biological process: cilium assembly; intraciliary transport.
CAUUAUACACUGUCGAAUAAAAUAGAAUUGAAACCUUGAUAGAAACUCAUUUUGCCGUCAAUGUUGGUCAAAUACCAAUACAUGCGUUGGUUCCGUUUCCGACCCAGACGUCGGUUUCGGCGUCUCCGGCCCGAAUCUUGGCCCUUAUGCAGCAUAUUUUCAGUUGAAGCCGCUGCUUUCUUCGUCGCUACCCCGCAAGUAAACCCAUCGAUUCACAGAUUCUGCUAAUCUCAUUGCCGCUCUCCAAUGCGAUCAUCCCAAACACCGCUGGAUCUAGAUUCUAGGGAAUUCAUUUAGAUAACUCCGUCUCGGGGAUAGGUACCAGUCCCACUCGUCUUUUACCGCUCAGCUGAAGGGGAUUCUGCUAUCAUAAUCUCUAGCAUUCCAUCCAGAUAACUAUGUUUUCGAAAAAAAAAAUCAUUUCCUUUUAAUGGGAAUGAGUUCUAUUUCGAGCUCAUUCCGUUAUUCGGAUAUCUUAAUUUCGUCAUGAUUAAAUGGCAUUAUGAUCCUUUCAUGCAAAAGGCUCGAAUGGUCCACAAUCAAAUGGCAUUAUGAUCCACAUUACUAAUUAUUGGAACGAUUAACUAAGAUGCGUCCUAAUCAAUAUAAUGAAAAAAUAAAUUUCCCCAUACUAAUUUGUAUCCCAAUCAGCUCAAAUUUUCGGAGGACACUCAGAAUAUGACAGAAUCAGAUGAGCGUUGUGAAGCAAAAUCGAUUUUUUGAACCAAUCCUAGUACCGUGGAAAAUCAAAUUUCGGACACACUCAAACUUCGGACACUUCAAUUCGUAUGGGAAAUUUUCUGAAAUAUUUCAUCGAAAUGUUUCGUCAAGCUGGAUUCGGAUGACUAAUAGUUUUAGCUUGUUUUAGUAUAGUUACAUUCUAAUAAGACAUGUUAAAACAAUGCGACGAAAUGAUUAAAAGACAGUCUGAGCUGUGCAGUGCGAAUUAUUUUCAAUUAUUCUUCCCGGUGCUGUGUAAUCAGGUGUCCGAAGUUUGAAUCUUUGUGUCCGAAAUAUGAAUCCAACCCCGCCGGUGUCCGAGGUUUGAAUCAAACAGAAGCCGGACAUUUUCAUAAAUUGCAAACAUUUUUCGUAAUAUCGUGCACAUUUUAAAUGCGUAGUUCAAAGAUGAAUACUAUACUUGGUGAUUGCAAUGGUGAUUUAAACGGUUGGACUUAAAAUGUCAGUAAACAGGAUGAUUUUAAAUCAGAAAGUGCUUAAGCGUCCGAAGUUUGAGUUUGCACGGUAUACAUACUAUGGCCAGGGAGUCGAGAAUGUUUCCCACUCGAAAACAUUUUUGAUCGUAAGGCUAACUGGAUUGUUCCAAUAACAUACAUUAGGAUCAAUAUAGGAUCUUUGAUGAAUGAAACAUAAUGAUUACUCUUAUUCUACCAAGUUUUUUUUUACUCCACAAAAGUUAGUAGAUGGUACUGCGCAUGUACAUAUAUACAAGCAACCAAAAUAAACCGAUUUGAACACCGCCGUUUGUUAACUCGUUCCGUUUCCAUGGCAAUGCUAGGCUGAUUUAAAACAAACUUCCAUUCGUUUCGAGUUUUCCACCGCCAACAUGGAUCUUUACGAUGAGAUGUACGAAAUUAAAAAUAGUCGCGAAAUUGACGAUAGUCCUCCGCCCGAUUUGGACGUUUCCAGUUCGUUGCAGUUCGUAAACGAGGAUCGCUCGGAGAACGAUCCCAUCCCGAAUGUUAUGAAUGAUAUCAAAGCGAUCGAUGAUGCGGAUGAGGAAAUAUCAAGGGUUACUGCCUCGAAUAGACCCAGCGACAUCUUCAAGAAGAGGGAAAGCAGUCUACAAAAGCAGGACUCGGUAACGGAUAGUAGUGCGAGCGUUUCCGAAGAUGAGAAAGAAUUGCCAAAAAGCUUGGUUGAGGAAAAAGAGUUCAAUCCUAAGUUCUAUGAAAAUAUUGAAGCACCAAGUGAGGUGAAGGAACUUUUCCAAUAUAUAACCCGCUUUUCGCCGCAGCGCGUCAACAUUGAUUACAAAUUGAAGAUUUUCGUACCAGAUUUCAUUCCCUCGGUUGGCGAUAUUGAUGCAUUUUUAAAAGUUUCAUCACCGCCUUUUAUCAAUGAAGACAAAAAGAAGGUCCUCACGGACCAUAUCAAGAAACUUGGAUUGGAGACUUUAGACGAGCCAUGUGGUGAUCAAAGUGACCGUGUGCUACUGCAGAUGAAAAUGCGAUCGAUUUUCACCAAACCGUUGGAGACGCCCUCUGCGAUCGCAAAAUCAUCGAAAGACAUAGACCGCUGGAUAACGGAAAUGCAGCUGCUUAAGGCGAACCAAUCGGUGCAAAAUAUAAACUCUCUUCGGUCGGUUGUGAACAUUGACAACCUGAUGUCGGAAUGGCCUGAGGACGUUGAAAGAAUGCUGGACACAGUUGGAUUUCCCUCAGCGGAUUUGGAUUGUUCACUGAGCAGGUAUAUUGAGAUUAUUUGUAACAUUUUUGAUAUUCCAGUACAGGAGAGCAACGGACAGGCCGGAUACAUUCAAGCGCUGUAUAAUUUAUUCAAUCUGUAUCUAGCUGUUAAGCAACAAGGUAACGUCUAAUCACUGUCUAAGGAACUAAAGUUUAAACAAAUCUAAGAAAUCAUCAGGUA